UACAAACUAUUCGAUAAGAUAAAUCGAAAUGAAUCCGUCAAAGCUUUCAAUCUCAACUGUUCUGAUUGCGUUCUGUGUAUUUGCAUUUAUAGAAGUGGCGAAUUCUAAUCCUACCAUGGACCUCUUCGGCGGCUACGAGAUCGUAUCGGUGUGCAUGACCAACUGUGCCCAGUGCAAACGGAUGUACGGAACGUUCUUCGACGGCCAGGUUUGUGCCGAGGCGUGCCUGGAGUUCAAAGGGAAAAUCAUUCCGGACUGCGAAGAUAUAGGCUCGAUCGCGGGCUUCUUGAAUCGUGCUGAGUUGAAGAAGUACGCCUAGAAAUGAACUCUUAUUGUACUUAAGUUUUUCUUUAAACAAUAAGACCUUAAAACUAUGCAUGGAAAUAAAUAAAUAAUAAAAAAUGA
Messenger RNA from Culex pipiens pallens (northern house mosquito), 405 nucleotides. RefSeq names its product eclosion hormone. Lineage: Eukaryota; Metazoa; Arthropoda; Insecta; Diptera; Culicidae. The transcript has 2 exons. Gene Ontology annotation, molecular function: ecdysis-triggering hormone activity. Gene Ontology annotation, biological process: ecdysis, chitin-based cuticle; neuropeptide signaling pathway. The record is from RefSeq and is a predicted model, not a curated record. The coding region runs from base 29 to 319 and encodes 96 amino acids.